This is a messenger RNA of Asterias rubens (European starfish), 2537 nucleotides long. RefSeq names its product tRNA (adenine(37)-N6)-methyltransferase-like. Lineage: Eukaryota; Metazoa; Echinodermata; Asteroidea; Forcipulatida; Asteriidae. The transcript is spliced from 6 exons. The record is from RefSeq and is a predicted model, not a curated record. The coding region runs from base 202 to 1623 and encodes 473 amino acids.
AGUUGGAUGUUGAUUAUUACUUCGGAUACGUAAUGGCAUAAUUGCAUGCAAAACAUCAGCAGAUGAAUGCAAUGAGCCGCACCACUGAACACAUGCAGCUUUAAAUUGUAUCUGAUUUGUUCCUUCCGUGCUUUGUUUUUACCUCAGACUUCAGAGCUAUAUUACACAUCUGCACACAACCUUUUAGUAAAAGUUUUACAGAUGAUCCAACGCUUUCAAUUAACCUCAUUGAUUAGAUGCCGUUUCUCCAUCACCACAAAGCGUUCUCAGUGUACUUCAGUCCCGUCUCUCAUAAUGGACAAAAUGAUGGAAGCAACACAUUCAGCAUCUCAACCCCCUCCCCUUCAUUCGCCAGUAAAGACAGAAGAAGAUGAACAUCCUACGAACACCCUCAUAACUCCCAUAGGCUAUAUAAAGUCAUGUUUUAAGAGUAAGAAUGGCACCCCUCGUCAGCCUUCAGUGUGCACCUUCUCAAGGGCAAAGCUAACGAUCCUAAAGGCGGCGUUCCCUAAUCCGCAACAUUCCAUCCAGGGGCUGGACAAGUUUUCACAUGUCUGGAUACUGUUUGUAUUUCACAAGAAUGGUGGAGGUAAAUUUACCAAGGCUAAAGUGAAACCCCCUCGCCUGGACGGGGCUAAAGUUGGAGUCUUCUCAACAAGGAGUCCUCAUCGGCCGAAUCCCAUUGGCUUGACCCUGGCAAAACUGGACAGAAUCCAAGGCGAUACGCUCCAUUUAUCAGGUGUUGAUAUCAUCGAGGGCACACCAGUGCUGGACAUCAAGCCCUACGUACCAUCCUACGACAAUCCAUGCUCUAUUCAGCAUGGACAAACCUCCUCUGUCAUGUCGGAUCAGGAAAACAUCAGCUCUAAGACCCUCACAGACUCUGCCGCAACUACUUCGACCCCAAGCACCAUGCCAAACGCUGAGGGAAAUCUGCACCAACAUCAUGACAGCAACGGUAGUGAUGAACUCGUCCAAACUGUGAAUUUACAAAAUACAGGCAGUGAUGCUGGGGUUACUCCCGAAAAUGAAGAAAUUGUCAGUGCAGGGAUUGAACGCACAGCUGAACAAGUGGACGCUGUGUGUAACUCCAGUGUCUCAGCACACACAGAUUGCAAGGAGCAACUAAGGACAACAUCGCCAACUUCCGGUAUUUCUCAGAAUCACUCAGAUGGCAGUCAAAACACCACACAUUCGGAAAACAGAACAUCUUCAAAAUGUGAAGCAGGUGAUUGCUCAGAUGCACCCUUGCCAAGCCAGAGUGAUGAAUAUUCAUUGCCUGGGUCAAAGGUUGCAGUAGCUGAUUGGAUCCAGCACCCACCUAUCACUAAACUGACUGUGAGGUUUACUGAGCAUGCUGCAGCAGAUUUGAGACGGUUCAAGACAUCUAGUAUUGAUAGUCCCCAUCAUCUUGAGUUUCUCCAAUCAGAGCAAGAAGCCACCAGUGCAAUCUGUGAGAUACUCCAGGCUGACCCAAGGUCCACCUACAGAAGGAACAGCUGUCAAGACAGAUUGUAUUUCUUCACUGUUGACACGUUGCACGUAACAUGCUGGUUUGGAGCUGAUUUUGUCGAGGUGGUUAGAGUUCAACCCGUUAGCUUCGCUGACGUUCCUAAGCAUUAGACUCUUGGCUAAGGAAUUUCAUUGUACGCAAUUUCUAGGUAAAUGCUAAGUGAAAAUGUAGUGUUGUGGCCGAGCCGAUAAGAUCUGCGGACUCGAGCUCAGGAUCAGCAGAGUGUACAUAUGUAGGCUCGAGUCCUGGUCGUGACACUUGUGUCCUUGAGAAAGACACUGAAACCGUUAUAGGUGAAUUAGGGUUCGAAUUCAGGGGGAAAUUCCACAAGACUGCUGGGGUUGCAGUAGCAGUUGCUAUACUUUGCCUUUAUUUUAUGCAUGAAACCAACUGAUUGAUGAAAUUGAAAAUUCAAUGAGCCUUUUUGAGGUGUGGUGGACAUUGUACAGGUAUAUUGUUUGGUUUUGGAAACUACAGACAAAGUCGCCUGAUAAUGUGUCCACCGUAUCUCAAUGUGGCUCUUGAAGUCCAUGGUUAUAAAAAUUACGGUUGAGGAUUUGGUUUUCUUGUUUACCAAAUGCUGUUGCAGGCAAACACAAUAAGCCACAAACUACUUCACCAUCAAAACAAAGUAUCUGAUAAUAUUUCUUUGCUGUAUUUUAUUUAGUAAUAUUACAGUGUACCAUCAAAUUAUUAAAAAUACAAAAUCUACAUUUACCGGUACAGCGUUCUUAAGCUGGCAUUUUGAACAAACCAUUCUUGACCUUAAAACCUGAAUUGUUCUUUUUGAAUUAAAACCUCAAACAUAAAAAGUGCACAGUACAUGUGAAAAUAUUUUGUAGAAAUCAUUUGUGAUUUUUACCCAAAAUUUGUAACAAUGAACUGACAAAUCAGUCUUUGAGUCUUAACAUUUGAUGUGUAUAGUAGCCAUAGAGACCUGGGCCCAAUUUCAUAGAGACGCUUUUAAGGCAGAAAAUAGUGCUUUACAACUUGUCUGCUUAACGAAAAAUGAGCAGGAUCCAUA